AGAGCAAGAGCCAGCAUCUAUAGGGAGCAGAACAUCCCGUGCCUGUUAUCAAGAUCAUUUUCUUUGGAUUAUGGAGCAAAGAAACUUCUUUUCCAUGCAAAUGGUUGACAGUGAGAACUGUCCUCCAUGUCAGCCAUCAGCUGCAUGGCCUGUGGCCCUUCAAGAACAGGGACUCAAGAAGAAACUGGGCUGGCUGAAAGUCUGCCACGCUCUGACUGUCAUCAUGUUUUUUCUCAUUCUGGCUGGCCUACUGUCUGGCAUAUGUUAUUUACACCGACUCCAACGAGAAGUUGAGCAAGUGAAGCAGAUGAUCGAUGCCCACCCACAGAAUAGUGCCCAGAAGCAAAUUGGAGCUGAGGACAUGACCAAACCAAAGCAAGUGGUUAAAAUGGCUGCUCAUCUAACAGGAAAAACAUCAUCUAAUCAUUCCAAUAGAUUGAUGUGGGAGACGUCCCUGGGCCAUGCCUUUACAGAUGGGAUUAUAUACAAGGAUGGAGCGCUGAUCAUUAAUGAAACUGGAAAGUACUUUAUUUACACAAAAAUCUUUUUCCGUGGAACGCAAUGUGAGGCUGUCCCACUGUCCCAGUCUGUAAUCACGCGUAGUAUUAAUUACCAGAAUGAUCUGAGCUUGAUGGAAAACAUCCUGCUAAACUAUUGCAGUGGCACUGGACCGUGGGUGAAAAAUAUCUUUCAGGCUGGAGUAUUUCAUCUGAAUCACGGAGUACAGCUAUUUGUCAGUGUGUCCCAUGCAAAAAUGGUUAGUACUGACGAAUUAAUGACUUUCUUUGGACUCUAUAAGCUUUAAGCCAUACUUGUAAUAUCCAAAUGACCUCUGAACACACCAACGACCUUUGAACUUCAAGCCAUGUGACACAGGGAAGCUCAAAUGUUUGAUGAAUCUUUGGCCAUUUGUUUUUCUUGCACGCUUUUAAGAAAUUUCUGAAACAGCAUAGUAUUUGAAGUUUAAGAAGUCUAUGUAAGAUUAAAAAAAACCUAGCAAUUGAAAUGUGAACUGCACGCAAUUAUAAUAUUUAGUUCCAAUUUUCAUUCCUUCUGACUUAAGUUGAGGUACAGUUCAAUGGAUGUGAAUAGCCUUCCAGUGCCUUAUAUAAGUGAUUAUUUUUCACGUGUGAGGCUAAAUAGUGUGUACUAUGGAACUAUUUUUCUUCAGAAGUGAGGAGCAUCAUCUUUGAAUCCCUUCACCUGACGUUCAUAUCCCACCUCGACUCAAUAACCCUUAAAGCUUUUGCCUAACAGAAAUCUAUCAAUUGCAGUGUUGAAAUUGUCGUCUUUAUGUGGGAGAGAUUACCUUUUGUGCUUUCUGAUUUCAGCCCUGAAUGACCCGAUUCUAAAUUUAAGGUUAAGCCCUCUUGUUCUGGUCAGUCCGACACAGAAGAAACAGCAUCUCUCUACCCUGUUGAACUAUCUAAUCUUCUUAAAAAUUACUGUUAUGCCACCACAUGCUCUUGGGAUACACAACUGACCUGUUAAUUUAACCCCUUUACCCUUAAUAUCAUUCUGGAGAUUCUCCAGUGCCUGCAAUCCAAUGCCAAUAUCCUUCCUGAGGUGUGGUGCCCAGAAAUGAUGAGGCACUUAAUCAGAACAUAAUGUCCACUCCUUGUACUGUAACUCCCUUUAGAUAAUUCUGUGAUGAUUUAUAAUUACAUUCCAUAUUGGCCCGUCAGCUUUGGAUAUGUGGGCCUUUAAUUGUAUCCGUUCUUUCACUGUUCCCACCUUUUCACAAAGUGCUUCAUAGAUGAUCAAAUGGACUGAGUAAUGUAAACAUGGACACUCACUUUGUCACAUGUGGAUGAGGAGCACUAACUCCUGUGAAAUUUAGGAGUUUACACCGUGAUGGGAUUGCCUCAGAAUAGUGUACAGUCAAUCUCAUUAUCACAAGUGCAGUUUUUUGAUUUCUGUUUAAUACUUCUGACAAUGCUGGGGAGUGACGUCCAUAAUGUUGACUCAGGGGGUGUGGAUACACCCUGAUUUAGUGCUGGCUUUAGGGCGGAUGGCUCUUAUCAGGCUGGGGUAGACACAAUAGGCCAAUGGCCCCCCUUUCCUACUGCAAAUGCCAAUAGUAUUUCUGUAAUUUGAUGGUGGGAAAUGUCACAAAUUCAAGAUCAGUUUUGAAAUCUUCACAAAAACAGCUGAAGCAGGAAUUCAUCACUUUAUAUAUAACAUGUCACGCCUUCUUAAAGAUUUAAUUUGAAAUAGGUUUAUGAAAUCCAACCACUUUCCCCUCUUUUUCUUCAGUAAAGGACUUUGAAGGCUUUCCAAUUUUUCUACUCUGCUGUGAGAUGUGGCACCAUGGCAAUGUCUCUAUCCUUGCCCUCAGCAGUUGAAAUUCACUCAGAGCCUAUCCAUGUAUGCUUCACUCAUGAGGUGGCAUUGCUCAAUGCAUCAGUACGCUGCACCAUUGCAUUGUCUGUAUCGACAUUUAAGGUACCACAAGGUACCACACAUCAGAUUUUGCCUAAAUGCACCCUGUGUGAACCAGGUAAUGAUGUUUUUCAACACGAACCACCACUCCACACAAGUGAAUGUCGAGAUGGAGUUGGGGGCUGAUUUUCCUACUGCUUUUUAAGUGUAGCAAAUUUAACCAUUUUGUAUAUGUUGGUUAAGCGUUAAAGGAAAGAUUUCAAUUUUAUUUUUACUUUAUUCUUCAUGUUACUGUUGCAAAAAAGGUUCAGAAUCAAGUUCAUGUAAUGCUUUCAAAUCAUUUUAUAAUUGGAAAAAUUGCUUAUAUGUUGUUUCAAAUAAAGCUUUAAUGAUUACA
Rhincodon typus (whale shark) is the source of this 2779-nucleotide messenger RNA. RefSeq names its product tumor necrosis factor ligand superfamily member 6-like (gene faslgb). Gene Ontology annotation, biological process: positive regulation of canonical NF-kappaB signal transduction; apoptotic process; extrinsic apoptotic signaling pathway via death domain receptors. The record is from RefSeq and is a predicted model, not a curated record. Gene Ontology annotation, cellular component: membrane. Bases 71 to 805 code for a protein of 244 amino acids. The transcript is spliced from 4 exons. NCBI's taxonomy places the organism in Eukaryota, Metazoa, Chordata, Chondrichthyes, Orectolobiformes, Rhincodontidae. Gene Ontology annotation, molecular function: tumor necrosis factor receptor binding.